This is a messenger RNA of Polypterus senegalus (gray bichir), 5457 nucleotides long. RefSeq names its product ret proto-oncogene receptor tyrosine kinase (gene ret). Gene Ontology annotation, biological process: positive regulation of kinase activity; cell surface receptor protein tyrosine kinase signaling pathway; homophilic cell-cell adhesion. The coding region runs from base 184 to 3372 and encodes 1062 amino acids. Gene Ontology annotation, cellular component: signaling receptor complex; axon; membrane. NCBI's taxonomy places the organism in Eukaryota, Metazoa, Chordata, Cladistia, Polypteriformes, Polypteridae. Gene Ontology annotation, molecular function: ATP binding; calcium ion binding; transmembrane receptor protein tyrosine kinase activity. The transcript has 19 exons. The record is from RefSeq and is a predicted model, not a curated record.
CCCUGUCUACACCCCGCACACAGUGCGAAGAGCGCAGUCCGAGACGUGUGCAUGGCGCUACUGGGCAGGAGGCACUGGUCACCCAAGUCAGUGGCACCCCUGGAUGUGUGCCGCGCGCCUUUUCGUCCAAUGGUCUAAAGGAGCCUGCGUUUCGUGUUGCUUUGAUUUUUUAACUUUUAAACAAUGGGGACUGGAUCACGUUUAAAACGUGCGGUGGCAAUAUUUCUGCUCAUCUUCAAAGGUGUAUAUGCACUCUACUUUACCCAGGGAUCCUAUCAAGUACGUUUGUAUGUUGAGGAACCUAUCGGUAUGCCUAUUUUGCAAGUCUAUGCUUUGCCAGAAAGAGACAAUGAAAAAGCCCAUUUUUGUAUCUUUGGAAGCUUGACAUUUGAUGUUCAAUCAUGGUUUUAUAUAGAUGAGCUGAAAGGAAUUUUAUACCUCAAUAAGACUCUUGAUCGGAAUGACUUUGCAUAUCUUGGAGGAAGACUAAAUUGGGAAGUGCUGAAGUUCCACCUAUCCAUUUGUGCUUCUCCAAAGCCUAUUGGAGACAGCUGUUGUAAAGAAGGCAUUACAACCUUAUUAGCCUUGUAUUUAUCCAACACCACAGCAACUCCUUGCAGAGAACUGAAGCCACAGCAGCUGUGUCUGCAUAACAGUGAUAGCAAUCCAUCCAUAAGGGAAAACAAACUUCCUGGAAUGUUUUACCAGCUGCAGUCUUUGCCUUUGAAGUAUAGGUGCCCAAAUUAUGCAGUUAAUUAUACAAUAGAAUCAGAGGAUUCCCUCCCAUUCAUAUUGAAUGGUUCUGAAGUGUAUGUGGUGUCACCCUUGGAUCGAGAGGAGAAAGAAACACACAAACUCCUGCUGCGCUGUACUGUACAAAAUGAGUUUACAGUAACACAUGUGGAAGAGACCCUCACCAUCACGGUAUACGAUGAAGAUGACAGGGGCCCCUACUUUCCUAAUGGCACUGACAGCACAGAUGUAGUUGUGGAAUAUAAUAGACAAGAGGGUGCUGUACUGGGAACAAUACUUGUUUAUGAUGCAGACAUUACACCAAGUGUUGAAAAGAUCCGGGAUAAGUAUUUGAGCACAAUGCUCACAAACAAUCCAUGGGUUAGAGAAAACUUCAAGAUUGUUCACAAUGUUAGAGAAACUGUCUUCAAUCACGUUCGAAGUGCCAUUCAUGAGUACAAGCUAGUGCUAAACAAAAGCAUUUCAACUGUAGAGAACCGGUCUUUCCAACUUCCUGUGCUAAUUAAUGACACAGAAUUUCAUGAACCUGAAGGAUCAGUUACUUUGUUUUUUAAUGUGACCAUCCUGCCAAUUACAUUUCGAUUCUCCAACAAAACAUACCAGUUUAUUUUAAACCGGAAAGCUGCACAAUAUGCACAGAUUGGCCAGCUUUGUGUCGAAAACUGUACAGACCUUCAUGGAAUCAGCAUCACGUACAAACUAGCUCGAAUGGACAAGAACAUCUCCUCAGCAGCAAAGGCCUGCUAUCAGGCUGUGGCAGUGCAGGGCUGGAACAGCGUCACAGGAAUACUUUAUGUGAACGACUCCAAGUUGCUUAGAAGGGACGAUUGCCGUGAACUUCAUUACAUUGUUUCUGCCUCUGAUAAAUUGAAUCCUAGACAAGCUCAAGCCCAAAUAAUUAUCACCUUGAAAAGAUCAUUAAACAAAAAGAAGCUGGAGGAGUACUGUCCUCGGUCUUGUGCAGAGAACAAGUUUCAGUCAGAUUGUGAAGGAUGUGGAGGCCUUGGGACCCCGACAGGGCAGUGCCAAUGGAGACAAGGAAGUGGCAAAGGAAUUUCAAAAAACUAUUCUACCUGUUCACCAAACCUACAGAUAUGUCCUAAUGGCUAUUGUGAUGACGUAGAGAGAAUGAAUGAGGCAAUCUGUCCACAGGACUGCAGUAAAGGAGAAGUAAUAGGGGGACAUGAAAAAGGCCAUCCUGAGGGCAUCAAGUCUGGCUAUGGAACAUGUUACUGCUAUCCAGGAGACAAAUGCUAUUGUGAAAAAAAUGAAAUUCAUGAGUCCAUUUGUGACGAUAUUUGCAAGACGGUGAUUGCAACAGGAGUCCUGUUGUCAUUUGUUAUUUCAGUGCUGCUCUCUUUAUUUUUCAUUCACCGAUACCACAAGAAUUCUCCUAAGCCUCCAAUCGCCUCUGCUGAGAUGACAUUCCGUAGACCAGUUCAGUCGUACCCGAUCAGUUACUCUGCUAAUAAUGUUCGCCGACCUUCGGUUGACUCUGUUGAAAACCAAGUGGCUGUGGAUGCUUACAAAAUACCUGAGGAUCCAAAAUGGGAAUUUCCAAGAAAAAAUCUUGUGCUUGGAAAAACUCUUGGAGAAGGAGAGUUUGGCAAAGUUGUUAAAGCUACGGCAUUUCGGCUAAAAGGAAAGGCUGGCUAUACAACAGUAGCUGUAAAAAUGUUAAAGGAAAAUGCUUCCCAGAGUGAACUUCGAGACCUCAUGUCUGAAUUUAAUCUGCUGAAGCAGGUUAACCACCCUCAUGUUAUCAAGCUGUAUGGUGCCUGCAGCCAAGACGGGCCUCUUUACCUGAUAGUAGAAUAUGCUAAAUAUGGGUCCUUGCGCAGUUUCCUCAGAGAAAGUCGGAAGGUUGGACCUAGCUACAUGGGUAGUGAUACAAACCGAAACUCAAGCUACCUGGAAAACCCUGAUGAGAGAGCGCUGACCAUGGGGGACCUUAUCUCAUUCGCUUGGCAGAUUUCCCGAGGAAUGCUGUACCUCGCAGAAAUGAAGCUUGUUCAUCGGGAUCUUGCGGCUCGAAAUGUGCUAGUAGCAGAGGGGCGUAAAAUGAAGAUUUCAGAUUUUGGGCUUUCUCGAGAUGUCUAUGAGGAAGAUUCUUACGUUAAAAGGAGCAAAGGUCGAAUACCUGUGAAAUGGAUGGCAAUAGAGUCUCUCUUUGAUCACAUCUACACAACACAAAGCGAUGUGUGGUCAUUUGGUGUUCUUCUGUGGGAAAUUGUGACACUUGGAGGAAAUCCUUAUCCAGGCAUCGCUCCUGAACGCCUCUUCAACCUUUUGAAGACAGGAUACAGAAUGGAAAAACCAGAAAACUGCAGUGAAGAAAUGUAUAGUCUAAUGCUGCGAUGCUGGAAGCAGGAACCAGAGAAAAGACCUCCAUUUUCUGACAUCAGCAAAGAACUUGAAAAGAUGAUGAUGAAGAGUAGAGACUAUCUGGAUCUCGCAGCUUCUACGCCUGCCGAUUCUUUACUCUAUGAUGAUGGGCUUUCAGAAGAAGAGACUCCUCUCGUGGACUGUAAUAAUGCGCCCCUCCCUCGCACUCUCCCUUCCACUUGGAUUGAGAACAAGCUCUAUGGUAGAAUUUCAAAUGCCUUUACUAGAUAUUAAGAACAUUAAAAACCUUUUACUCUGUCUAGUGCCAGUUUCCUGUAGCCAAAAAUGUAUGUCAUCGUCUUUCUCCUUUUCCUUUUUUCACUUGUAUUCUGUGUUAUAGUAGGUUCAAGAAGCUGCACCAGGUCCUGGUUCAAGGGUAGCAAAUCUUCACAUAUCUGCACUAUUUAAAGUUCACAACAUCUUUAUUUCAAGAAUGAAUAUAGCAAUUUCAAUCAACUAUGCAUCUUUGGCAUUUUUGCUCUGAUAAAGCAUUCCUGAUGUAAAUGAUUGGCCGGGUCUUCAUUAAUUUGCUUAUAUUAAAGAGUAAAAUGCAACAUCACAAUGUAACUUCAGUAAUGUUAAUUAUGGGAUCAUCUGAAAAUGGAAAAACACUGCAACCCAUAUCAUCAGGUAACAUAACCAUCAGAGAUUUUGUAUAUUUUAAGAAAUAAAAGUAAACAUUGUAGAUAUGCAAAUUACAGAAUGACUGAUUGUUAUGAAGCUUUCUUUUUGGAUAAAGCAGUUGGGUUUUGUCCAAGGCAGGUUCAGAUAUGUGAGCAAAUUGCUUGGACCAGCUUGGCUGUUUAAAGAAAAGUCAUCUCCUCCUCACAUCUUUUGCCUACUGGACUGGCAAACAUACAGCAUAACAUUUUAUAUUUUAAUCUUUUUAUGAAAGAAACAAACAAAUAAGGUUCUCAUGGAAAACUAGCUUUUGUAUAAUUAAUAGUUUGUCUAACAAGUUUAACUCAGAGUCCCAAGGAUGCCAGGAAGAUGUCACCUUAUUUACAGCCUUAGAAGGCUACAGUAUAUAAUUUGGUGACUGCAAAGCUUGUGUAUUUCUGGAGAAGAUGAAAUGUAUGUACCUUAAAAGACCAGCUGUGUCAUUAGUGUGACCUGUUGGUGCCUAAAGCAUGCAGAAGAACGUGACAUCCUUUGAAACAAUUAGACGUGGAAAAUUCAAAAGUAUGACAAGAGCCUCUUUGGAGACUGUUCUGUCUCUUUAUAAUUUAUAUUAGAAAUGUGUUAUAAUUUGAAUUCAAAGUGACUCUGUUUACAUUAUUAAGGGCCAGGGUUUACAGUAUACUGGAGAGGGCAUUAAAUACAGUGUACAGAUUAUAGACCAUACCAUGUUUCAUGGUAUUUUGUCAUUUUAAUUCAAUUUGCUAACUAUAGUAAUGUUUAAAACACACAUUACAGAUUGUAUACAUAACUUAUCAUUGAUUAUUCCUAACACACUUAUAUAUUAAAUGUGCACAAAAUGAGCUGUUUACAAAUAUUUUCACUCUGUGGUAGCUUGCCCAGUGAUAAGUUGUGGUAAAAUCUGGCAGUAUUGCCUCCAGAUGUCACCCCCCCACUUGCGUGCCCCUCCUUGAUUUGUGCCAACUGUUUUUUAUAUUGUCAGCUGAAUAACAACUAAUUAAAAAAGUCUGGAUGACAGACAUUUGGGGGACAUGGUUACUAGCAGGCAUGACAUGAAAAGAGGUGUAAGAAGUAGAGCUAAGUGCCAGGCACUUAGUCUUUCUGUGGCACUGUGAGGGCUAAAGGGGAUUCUAGAAAAGGGUGGAUGAUUGAAAGAUAUGGAUAUCUAAUUCUAUUUUCAACUGCAUCUCGAAACAGAUGUAGAACAGGUUCACUAUGUCAGAUGUAGAAAAGUGCAUUCCUCUUUGUAAUGUGAAAGUGCUUAAUAAUUUGCUCAACUGAUGUGGAGAAAGCAGUGUUUCAGGAUGAGUCUCACAUUCUCAUUUAUUUCGAAUAGCCUGCCAGGGCAUUUCAGAGAGAACUCGUCAGCAGCCCAAGCUGCAGUGGCUUGAUCACAUGACACUGAGCGGUAGAAUUGGGCCUCAAUUGGCUGAUGGUGAGUUUGUAAUAAAUUCUCCAAUUAUAGUCCAGUAAAGUCUUCAAAAACACAUAAACAUCACUGACUGCUUAUCUCUUACACCAGGAUAUGAACGAGGACUUUUAAUAUCUUAGUUAGGCACAUAACAGUCAUUGUGGCCUGCUGCUGUGUGCAUGUUUUGUGAGCUUUAAUUAACCAAAACCUCAAUAUAUAAUAAGAUAUGAUAAGCUAGAAAGGAGACAGGGACUAACAAUGUUUAUAUA